AUGGCGUUGCCAAAGAGAAUCAUAAAAGAGACGGAGCGACUGAUGGCUGAACCUGUACCGGGUAUCAGUGCUGUGCCCCAUGAAGACAACCUCAGAUACUUCGACGUGAGCAUACACGGCCCUUCACAAUCGCCAUACGAGGGUGGUGUUUUCAAACUCGAGCUCUUCCUGCCAGACGACUACCCCAUGACACCUCCGAAAAUCCGAUUUUUGACAAAGAUCUACCAUCCAAACAUUGACAAGUUGGGUCGGAUUUGUCUGGACGUCUUGAAGAGUAACUGGUCGCCAGCUUUACAGAUUAGAACCAUUCUUCUCUCAAUACAGGCUCUGCUGGGUGCUCCAAAUCCGGAUGACCCCUUGGCCAACGAUGUGGCUCAGCGGUGGAAGGAGGACCAGGAGGCUGCUAUUCAGACAGCACGGGAAUGGACCAGGAAUUAUGCCAUGGCUUCUUGA
Exophiala viscosa is the source of this 453-nucleotide messenger RNA. Its product is annotated as ubiquitin-conjugating enzyme E2 35. The record is from RefSeq and is a predicted model, not a curated record. NCBI's taxonomy places the organism in Eukaryota, Fungi, Ascomycota, Eurotiomycetes, Chaetothyriales, Herpotrichiellaceae. The transcript is spliced from 4 exons. The coding region runs from base 1 to 453 and encodes 150 amino acids.